GUUUUACACCCGUUUCCAUCCUCCACGUCACUUUCCUUUGCCCCCAUUCCCUUCCUUCGCUCCCCUCUCCUUUGUUCAACUACUCGUUCUCAGUCUCUCUCUCGAACAGAAACACAGAAAUUCAACGCUUCUGAAUCAGGCACUGCUUCCGGAUAAGAAACAGAUCACAAGUUUCCUGAGCUAAAACUGGGAUUCCGUUGAUUCUCUUAUCUAUUUGUAUCGGAAGAAGCAGAGGGACUCGAUGAGCUAGGAACUAGUGUUGGGAGAGGCUUCAGAGUAGAUUGCUGCAACAUAUAGUCACCCAACAGGGUUAUUGAAACAAGAAAACAUCCAAGUUGUGAACAUUUUCAAGUCCACCGGCUCUCUCUCUUGCCCUCUUUAAGAUGGAGGGAAAUUCUGGCGGUGGAGGCAGCAGUAUUGGCGGAGGAGGGUUAGCAUCUGCGGCGGCGGCAGCAGCAGCCUCAGGAGCUGCUGCUGGUGUAGGUGGAGGAGGGAAUGAUGUUGAGCUCAUGUGCAAGACUCUUCAAGUUGAACACAAACUGUUUUAUUUUGAUCUAAAGGAGAACCCAAGAGGCCGGUACUUGAAGAUAUCUGAGAAGACAUCGUCCACCAGGUCUACUAUCAUUGUCCCUUCCUCUGGGAUUUCCUGGUUCUUGGACCUCUUCAAUUACUAUGUCAAUUCUGAUGAGCAUGACCUCUUCAGCAAGGAAUUACAGUUGGACACUAAGGUCUCUGAAGCUUCUGUUAGUAGAAACCGCAGUACUAUCAUUGUUCCUGCUGGAACUUCUAGGGAUGAAGGUUGGGCUUCUUUUAGGAACAUCUUGGCAGAUAUUAAUGAAGCUUCAAGGCUUUACAUGCUGCCCAAUCAGCAGCAAAACUCUGAAUCUUCAGAGCGCCUAGUUGGACUUUCUGAUGAUGUAGGCGCUGGCUUUAUAUCCGGGCACAGCAGUCAGCAGGCUGCUCCAACUUCUGAACUAAAUGUAGACCGGGCAGUUGACCUACCAACGCAGGAUGAGAUCGGCAACCUGGGAGUGUCAAAGGUUAUCCGAGCUGAUCAGAAGAGAUUCUUCUUCGAUCUCGGGAGUAAUAACAGAGGCCAUUUCUUGAGGAUCUCUGAGGUUGCUGGUUCUGAUAGGUCCUCUAUAAUUCUUCCACUCUCUGGGCUGAAGCAGUUUCAUGAGAUAGUGGGUCAUUUUGUGGAGAUCACCAAAGAUCGAAUCGAGGGGAUGGGGAGCGCCAAUGUCCGAACUGUAGAUCCACCUCAAAGAUGAAUGUCUUUCAUGUGGUGGUUUUGUUUGUGGAAGGAGAAUAAAUGCUAAAGAUGGCUCCGUUUGGUGGCGAGGGAACAUAUAUAAUCAUUGGGAUUCUUCUGGGAUUGUGGUUUUUUUUUUUUUUGGGGUGUUGCAGGAUGGAUGUAAAUCCAUUGGAUCCUGCUACUGGUUCUUGCUGUCGAGUAGGGUAAAAUCUGGAGAUUUUUUUUACUUGGGUUCUGAGUUUUACUUUGGUCACAACUUGUGAAAACAAUAAAUGGUGAAUUCCAAAUGCAAAUAGCCCUGCACCUUCCUUUUGCAGCUAUCCUUUGCUGUUUCAGACUAUUGAUGCGGCCAC
Linum tenue is the source of this 1608-nucleotide messenger RNA. The record is from the annotation of a GenBank genome assembly. NCBI's taxonomy places the organism in Eukaryota, Viridiplantae, Streptophyta, Magnoliopsida, Malpighiales, Linaceae.